UCUUCCCACACCAUCUGGGCAUCCUUAUGUGUGAGGUAUUCGAGUCGAGAACGAGAAACUCUCUAAGCACACGCCAAGUUCUUCUACCCGGCAAUCGUUUGUUUCCUUGCUCUGGUUCGGUCUUCAAUUUGAUUCGAAAUUUCAAGUAGGAAGAAAAAAGAAUCUGAAGCAAAGAUGUCGAUCAUUCCGAGUAUCUUCGGUGGCCGAAGAAGCAAUGUCUUCGAUCCCUUCUCUCUCGAUGUUUGGGAUCUGUUCAAGGACUUUCCCUCAACCAGUGCUCUGUCCUCCCCUCAGUUCUCAAACAAAACAGAGGCUUUCGCGAAUGCCCGCAUCGAUUGGAAGGAGACCCCAGAAGCCCAUGUCUUCAAAGCCGACCUUCCUGGACUCAAGAAGGAGGAGGUGAAAGUCGAACUGGAGGAAGGUAGAGUCUUACAAAUCAGUGGAGAGCGCAGCAGAGAACACGAGGAGAAGAAUGACAAGUGGCACCGUGUUGAACGCAGCAGCGGCAAGUUCCUUCGUCGGUUCAGGUUGCCGGAGAACGCCAAGGUGGACCAAGUGAAGGCGGCCAUGGAGAAUGGGAUUCUUACUGUAACUGUCCCUAAGGAAGAGGUGAAAAAGCCGGAAGUCAAAGCUAUUGAAAUCUCUGGUUGGAAUUAGAAUGAGUACUGGUAGAAAAUGGGCUUCAACGGUGUCUUGUUUGCAUUUUCCAGAGAUGGUUUAAAUUUUUGUAAAUUGUAUGAAACAUUAAUUAAUCAAAUAAUGAACUAGAUUUGGCAUUGUAAAAACUAAAAAGAGCUCUUAUUCUUUUUGAAAAUGUUAUUUUUCUGAUGAAAUCCUUGGCCCUCUUCUUCA
Molecule: messenger RNA, 852 nt
Organism: Nelumbo nucifera (sacred lotus)
Lineage: Eukaryota; Viridiplantae; Streptophyta; Magnoliopsida; Proteales; Nelumbonaceae
Product: 17.8 kDa class I heat shock protein-like
Source: RefSeq, a predicted model, not a curated record